AUGCGCAACGAGUGGCUAAGAAACUUGUUCGCGACAGCAAUUUUCGCCCUUAUGGUACAUGGGCAAUUGAGAUCACCGCGUAUAACGGAACAUCCUUCGGAUAUAAUAGUGGCCAAGAAUGAACCGGUAACAUUGAAUUGCAAGGCGGAAGGUAAACCUCAGCCCGUGAUUGAGUGGUAUAAGGACGGUGAACUGGUUCAAACAUCACCCGGAGAUGCAAAAUCACAUCGUGUUCUUCUUCCUACGGGAUCUCUUUUCUUCUUGAGAGUAAUGCACGGGAAAAAAGAACAAGACGGAGGAGUGUAUUGGUGCGUUGCAAGAAAUCAAGCAGGCUCUGUUCCAAGUCGAAACGCAACGCUAACUGUCGCAGUGUUGAGGGAUGAGUUUCGCGUGGAACCACAAAAUACAAGAGUCGCAGCUGGAGAGACUGCUCUGUUAGAGUGCGGACCACCCCGAGGUCAUCCAGAACCAACGCUGCAUUGGAAAAAGAAUGGCCACGAGAUAGAUUUGGAUGCUACUAAACGUAUCACUUUGGUAGACGGAGGAAAUUUAAUGAUUUCGGAUGUUAGGCAAACUGAUCAGGGAAAAUAUCAAUGCGUUGCCGAGAACAUGGUAGGCGUGAAAGAAUCUGCAGUGGCAACUUUGACAGUUCACGUGAAGCCAUUCUUCUUGUCGACUCCUGCGAAUCAAACGAUCCUAGCUGACCAAACGGCUGAGUUCGCCUGUCGCGUAGGCGGCGAUCCUCCACCUGAGAUCCUUUGGCGACGAAAUGAUGGGAAAAUGCCAAUCGGGCGGGCGCAUAUUUUGGACGACAAAAGCUUGCGAAUCGAAAGGGUGACGUCGCAAGAUCAAGGGACGUACAUUUGCGAUGUUGAGAACGGUGUCGGUGCCAUAUCUGCGACUGCAACUUUGACGGUACAUUCAAGGCCAAUAUUCAGCAGUUUUCCAAAAGACGAGAUAGUCAGCGUCGGAUUGAACGUUUCGUUUUCCUGCGCGGCUCGUGGCGCACCGCAGCCUUCUAUCUUUUGGACACGCGAAGGUUCUCAAGAAUUAAUGUUCCCUGGAAACGAAUACCAAGGACGUUACAAAAUCACAGAGGAUGGGAGUUUACGUAUCAAGAGCGUACUUGGAAAGGACGAAGGACACUACGUUUGCAGCGCGAUCAGUCAGGCUGGUGCGAGCACAGCUACAGUCUUUCUUCAGGUUACCUCGGUCGAGGAGGUUCCGCCGCCUGUCAUCGAAAUUGGAGCAACGAAUCAAACGUUGCCUCCGAAAAGUGAAAUUUCUUUGCCGUGCCGUGCAUUCGGAAGACCUAGCCCAAAAAUCCGCUGGUACAAGAACGACCAACUUGUACGAAUCGAUGGCGAUGAUCGAUUUGCGAUCGCUGGUAACGGCACUCUUUCUCUGAAAAAUCUUCAAUCGAGCGACACGGGAAUAUACAAGUGUGUCGCAUCCUCCGAGUCCGGGAAUACGUCAUGGUCGGCUAGUUUAACGAUUAGCCCAGCAGCGAGUUAUCACGGCGUCGUCAUGCCAGAUAUAUCGCUACUUCCCGAAAGUCCAAGCAAACCAAGAAUAGUGAAUACCACUAGCAACACGGUGACGCUCACCUGGAGCCCGGGACACGAAGGCGUUAACAAAAUAAUCGAUUACACGGUCGAGUAUUUUGCCACGAAUCCAAAGACUAGCUGGAUCGUUGCCGGAACGAGAAUAAUAGAUGACGUCUAUACCGUAACGAAUCUCAAGCCAGAUACGAGUUACGUGUUCCUUGUUCGUGCUCGAAACAGUCAGGGUCUUUCCGUUCCUGGACCGUUUUCCGAUGUGGCGCGCACGACUAAUAUCGAUCAACACGCGAUUCCUCAAACCGAACUAAUUCGAGCAAGAGAUCGUCUCAACAGUGAAAUUCUUUACUUGAAGGAUGUUCAGCCUUUGAGCAGUACCAGCGUAAAGAUCGUAUGGGACAUACUGGGAGCUGCCGAUUUGGUCGAAGGCUUGUAUAUAAGAUAUCGUCAAGUUUCCGAGAAGCCAGAAUAUCGAAUGGUCACGGUACUGAAUGCCGGAGCAACCAGCUACGUUUUGACCAAUUUAAACAAGUACACGCGUUACGAGUUCUUCCUAGUUCCUUUUUUCAAGACUAUCGAAGGGAGACCGAGCAACGUGAAAUUAGCGAUCACGCUGGAAGACGUACCUUCCGGGGCACCCGAAAAUGUUCAUGUCGGCAUGAUAAAUGUGACCUCGGCGUUCGUCCGUUGGUCUCCACCGCCGAAAACUACACAAAAUGGACAAUUAAUAGGAUAUAAGAUUCAAAUCAAAAGCAAUAGCAGCAACAAGAUUUUGGGCCAGAUGUCUUUAAAUGCGUCGACAACGUCGGUGAUUAUCAACAGCCUAACGACAGGUGGUCUUUACACGGCGCGCGUUGCCGGGUUAACUCGUGUAGGUCUUGGACCGUUCUCCAAUCCAACCGUUUUGAACAUGGAUCCGGGACAAUUGACGCAGUUGCCGCCACGAACAGAUCCGAGUCAAAGAAAUGCCUCUGUCGUGAGUGAAACUUGGUUUUUGAUUCUCGUGAUAACGGUCGUGUUGACCAUUAUCGCCGCGUUAUUGGGUGCUGUUUACGUUCGUCGAAGGCAAGCGAUGAGUAAACAGCUCGGCCACUUGAAUGUUCCUGUCGGCACGGCUAAUGACAUUUGUCAAUUAAACAAAGAUACUCUGUGGUUAGAGCGUGGUUGGAGGCCGAGUAACACACUCCAGGCUUCCACUACCGAUAAAGACUGCGAAACGAAGCUAUUAAGCAAUCAGAAUCAAAUCGGCCUGCCACCUGGAAUCGUUGGAAUGGCUGGCUCGGAAUACGCUGAAGUUAAUCUAACGACAUUUUACAAUGCUCGAAAACAGUUGCAAGCUCCGCCAGAACCAUACGCUACAACGACACUCUGCAUGCCUGCUCGUAGCCCGGAUUCGAUAGAAACGGCCGGUCGAAAGUCGAAUUCCAGUGAUUCUUGUCUGAAGCCGGACUAUUCGAGUUUGGAUUCGAACUUGGAUCGAAACAAAUCAACCGUGUCCCCGAGCAGCGACAAUGCCAGUAGCGUUUACAACGCAGAGGAUAAUACGGAAGCGCAAAGAAGAGCUCAUCAAUACAGAAUGCCGCUGCCAAAUGAAAAUCAACCACCGAAUUGGUGCGAUAUGCUACCACCUCCGCCGGAACAUCCGCCUUCGUUCGAGGGAUCUCUCGGUUCUUCCAGAUCGCAUUCGCAUACGCAUCAACACCAACACCAACAUCAGUAUCAAUAUCAUCAUCAUCAUCAUCCGCAUCAAAUGCAGCAUCAGUAUCAGCAUCAACACCAUUAUCAACAGCAGCAGCAGCAGCAGCAGCAGCAGCAACCACAACAACAGCAACAACAACAGCAGCAACAGUACCAACAUCAAACCGCCUUUAGUCCCCACCUAGGCAAGAGAAGUAUCGAAAGGCAAAACGAUUUGGACUUGAUCACGAGUGCAGGACUAGCGUUGGGACUGGGUUUAAGCUCGAGUUCGAAUUCAGGUUCUGGUUCUGGUUCGGGUUCUGCAGGUGGAAGCGGCGGCGGUGGUGGAGGCACUGGUAGCGGUGGUGGUGGUGGAGGAGGUGGCUCCGGUUCGGGCUCAGGAUCGAGAAAUUCGCAAAGUCCACCGAGUCCGCCGACCAGAAUAAUUAACAAUUUAGCAGGCUCGAAUACAAUUUGGAACGAUUCGGGUCAGCAGACUCAAUCAUUCGACAAUUCUAUUGCGCAAAGUAACGUCCAUCAGCAAGGUAGAUACACGAGUUUGCCUCCGCAAACGAAUCCACCGGCACUGCCCGUCUUUCCACAAUCGUUCGACUGUUACGAUUCGUACAAAGGUAAUCACGAAAACGAAUACGAGAGCGGCUCUCUUUUGUACGGUCAACGAAAUGAUUCGCCAUCGGAAGACUACGAUUCUGCGUACAGUCAUGUAAAUCGUGCGGAUUCACGAUCGGAACGAUCAAUAGCGAACGAGGAUAUCUAUCGACGAAACGAUCAAGAUAUCUAUACAACGGAGAACCUUUAUCAAGCUGAGAACGACGAAUGGGAUAGAAAGUCGUGCGAUUCGAACGCGCACUCGGAUAUUUGUUGUUCCUGUUCGGAAUCCAGUUGCCUGUAUGGCAACACCCUCGAAUACAACGACCAAUUCGCUCCGACAUCGGCCAAUUGCCUCCAUGGUAAAACAGGUUCCCGAAAUAGAAAUGGCAAAAGUCCACGUAGAAGAAAUACUAGAACUGCUUCACCGACCUAUAGUAGCGGUGACAGUAAUUAUUCUUGUAUCCCUCCAAGACAAUCUGGAAACAUUAGCUCGCAAGAAAGGACGAGGCAUAACCGUGGCAAAGAUAAAGUGCCUAGCUUUUCGAGAAUCGGCGGCUAUCCUCAGCACAAUUCCUCGGCCUCGAACACAGUCAGCAGUUCUGGAAGUCAAAGAUACAACAAGCUGAACAAUGUUUUCGUAGGUGGUGGGAAUUCAAACGCUCCUAUAGAGUGUAGUCGGCCGGCCGACCUUCGCGAUGGCUAAUGUCACAAGGAUUCUCGGAGGAUCAAGACCGAUCGAUAGAAUCGACCGUUGUUGAUACGAACCGCUGUUUCAACCUCGAACGAAUUACUUGGAUCGCAACGAAUCGUAGCCGUUUCGCGCGACAAUAUCGCCAACAUUCUCAAAGUACCUUUUCCGGGCUAAGCUCGUCCUCGAUGUCUCCAAACCUUAAUAGCUACUCGUAUUAACCGUGAUAUUCCUUUAUUCCUCUCUCUUUUCUUCCUUCCAGCCUCUGCCGCGCGAAACUCUUUCAUUCUCAUAUUCAUUAAUAUUCUCCUAAUAGAUGGGUUUAACCUCGUCUCUAUUAGCCCUGUUUACGCAAGUAGUGCGAAGAAUGCGUUCGUCUCGUAGUUUCGAUACUUUUGAUAAUUACCUAACCGAGUUGUUGCGUUUCUUCGUUUUUUGCUCAAUAUAUCACCAACCACUGCCAUUGAGUAAUGAAAAUGGAUGAUGGACGAUAUGGUUGACAGUGAAAAGUGAACAGUGAACAGUGAACAGUGAACAGUGAACAGUGAACAGUGAACAGGGUGCGAGAUGAUGGAUAUGACGAAAAGGAAGUGUUAUAGAUCGAAUAGAUUUAGUUUCGUAAUCUUUGUUCGUGAGUAACGAUAAUUUACGAUUUCAACGUCGACUUCGACAUUGCAAACCAUAUUAACACGCAAUAUAUUGUUACGCGUAUGCGCACAUGGCAGUCCUGUGCGCUAGAUCAACGUGGCACUUGUGUACUUUCCAGAAAUUUUAAAUUUUCGCCGCUCAGAGUUCCGCACGGUUCUAUUAUUUUCCGAUGUAACGUUCCUAAAUGGUUAAAAAUGAUUCUUUAACUUUGUCGUACGGAUACGAACGUGCUGCCACGUGAUACUUCUUAAACGAUAUACACAUGUAUGCACAACUUUUAAGGGUACGUGCAGCAAAGAAUGAUCGACUGUCGUGCAACAAGUAUUACAUCAUAUCGAACAGUUUUUUUGUGUAUGUAUGUAUGCGUGUGUGUGCGUGCGCGUGUGCGUGUGUGUGUGUGCAUGUGCAUGUGUGCGUACGUGCAGAAGCUUCUUUCUUCUAUGAGCAGUUGAAACAAUGCAAAGUAGCUAUCGACCUGUGUCUUUCGUCGUAAAUCUGCAAUGCGAAUCGGAAACGAGCAGCUAUCGUCUGUAUUCUAUUCGUUGCAUCGAUCGAAAGGGAAAAAACAAUUGCCACGUAACACUGGCGAAUUGAUUCGUCGGUAAUCGCUUACGAAUACCAGUGAAGAUUACGGCGGACGAAGAAAAUACGAAUAAGUGACAAGCUACGAGGA
This is a messenger RNA of Bombus impatiens (common eastern bumble bee), 5857 nucleotides long. RefSeq names its product roundabout homolog 2-like. Gene Ontology annotation, cellular component: axon; plasma membrane. Gene Ontology annotation, biological process: cell-cell adhesion; axon guidance; Roundabout signaling pathway. The transcript has 11 exons. Bases 1 to 4551 code for a protein of 1516 amino acids. NCBI's taxonomy places the organism in Eukaryota, Metazoa, Arthropoda, Insecta, Hymenoptera, Apidae. Gene Ontology annotation, molecular function: protein binding; axon guidance receptor activity. The record is from RefSeq and is a predicted model, not a curated record.